CGUUCAGAGUUUUUCUCAAUUGGUUGUGUUUUCAUAUUUUUAGUGCAGAGUAAAUGCAAGUGUAAAGGAAAACACUUUGGUGUCUGAUUUGAUAAUCAUUUCUUUGGGUAUAUGUUGCUUGAGUGAUCUAUGAUCCUAUGAGCCUCAAAGUCUUAAAUUUUGAUUGAUCAGCAAUUUUGGCCAUCUUUUCUUUGAAGCGAGGUUAUCAGAUAUGUCGACUUUGGCAGCCUCACACUUUGUAUCAAGGACUUCCCAUGUAAAUGGAGGUUCAGGAUCAGAAACCAGAACAAACUUGGGUCAGAUGGGCCUCUGGAACCAGCCAAUGACUCACAAUGGGCUAAGGUCUUUGAGCAACUUGGAUAUGCUUCGAAUCAGAACCCGUCCUAUUGCAGUUCCUAGGCAAGCCAUGAAGAAAGCUGACAAGACCGAGGGUGAUCAGUGUGUGGGGAAGAUUGUAUGUGGGACAGGCAUGAACUUGGUCUUUGUGGGGGCUGAAGUUGGUCCAUGGAGCAAAACUGGUGGUCUUGGGGAUGUUCUUGGAGGCCUCCCACCGGCUAUGGCGGCUAACGGGCACCGUGUUAUGACCGUGUCUCCACGCUAUGAUCAAUAUAAAGAUGCAUGGGAUACUAGUGUACUGGUUGAGAUAGAAGUUGGUGGUAAAAUUGAAACCGUUCGCUUCUUCCAUUGCUACAAGCGCGGUGUUGAUCGUGUCUUUGUGGAUCACCCAUUGUUCCUUGAGAGGGUAUGGGGCAAAACUGGAUCCAAAAUCUAUGGUCCCAAGACAGGAGUGGAUUACAAGGACAACCAAUUGCGCUUCAGCUUGUUGUGCAAGGCUGCUCUGGAGGCUCCAAGGGUUCUUAAUUUGAACAGCAACGAAUACUUCUCUGGACCAUACGGAGAGGAUGUUGUAUUUGUUGCUAAUGAUUGGCACACUGCUCUUAUUCCUUGCUACUUAAAAACCAUCUACAAGCCAAGGGGUCUUUACAAAAAUGCCAAGGUUGCAUUUUGCAUCCACAACAUAGCUUACCAGGGCAGAUUUGCCUUUUCGGACUUCUCACUGGUUGAUUUGCCGGACCAACUUAGGGGUUCUUUUGACUUCAUUGAUGGGUAUAACAAGCCUGUGAAGGGAAGGAAAAUCAAUUGGAUGAAGGCUGGAAUAUUGGAAUCAGACAGGGUUGUGACUGUGAGCCCAUACUAUGCCCAAGAACUUAUUUCUGGAGAAGACAAAGGUGUGGAAUUAGAUAACAUCAUCCGUAAGACCGGAAUCACUGGUAUUGUAAAUGGCAUGGACGUUCAAGAGUGGAACCCAGCCAGAGACAAGUACUUGGAUGUCAAAUAUGAUAACACAACUGUACUGGAUGCAAAGCCUCUAUUGAAGGAGGCCCUUCAAGCAGAAGUUGGGCUGCCAGUUGAUAAGGACAUCCCGGUGAUAGGCUUCAUCGGUAGGCUGGAGGAGCAGAAAGGUUCAGACAUUCUAGUAGAAGCCAUCUCGAAAUUCAUUGGAGAGGAAGUACAAAUAAUAAUCCUUGGAACUGGCAAGAAGAAUAUGGAGACGCAGAUCAAACAGCUGGAGAUCAAAUAUCCGGGCAAGGCUGUAGGAGUGGCAAAAUUCAAUGUGCCAUUAGCCCACAUGAUUAUUGGUGGUUCUGAUUUUAUGUUGAUCCCAAGUAGAUUUGAACCAUGUGGUCUCAUUCAGCUGCAUGCUAUGCGAUAUGGAACGGUGCCUAUUGUUGCCUCAACCGGUGGACUUGUUGACACUGUCAAAGAAGGCUUUACAGGAUUUCAGAUGGGAGCCUUCAACGUCGAAUGCGAGGAAGUUGACCCAGCAGAUGUGACUGCAAUUGCUACUACUGUCAAGAGAGCUCUUGCAGCAUACGGUACUCCUGCGUUAAAUGAGAUGAUCCAGAAUUGCAUGGCCCAAGAUCUUUCGUGGAAGGGACCUUCAAAACAAUGGGAAAAGAUGCUUUUGAGCCUGGAAGUUGCCGGUGGCGAACCUGGAAUUGAAGGGGAAGAGAUUGCUCCCCUUGCCAAGGAAAAUGUUCCCACUCCCUGAGCAUUGAGUUUCUAGUAUAAUAUUAACCUGUAAGUGAGCUAACUUCCACCGGUGGUAGCCGCUAUUGGUUCUUAAUCUCCAGCUUCAUGUGAGAGCCAUAUGCUUUUGGUGGAAAUCUAAGCUUUUCUAUAAUCAACUAAGUGUGAGGGUGAAAAAUGAUCUUCAAGUUGUGCAUAAUUUAAUGAAUCUGACACUUAUUUGCUGUGGUUAUGAAGACCUGAAGAACAAGUUUGUUUUUCUUGCCUAGUCUUGUACUUUUAAUAUAUAU
Molecule: messenger RNA, 2321 nt
Organism: Prunus avium (sweet cherry)
Lineage: Eukaryota; Viridiplantae; Streptophyta; Magnoliopsida; Rosales; Rosaceae
Source: RefSeq, a predicted model, not a curated record